AUGCUUGUGGUGCUCACUGGACGGCCUUCACUUUCUGAGGAUGCUAGGGAGACCAAGCACAUCGUGGUGUGGGUAUCCGAGUGCCUGUCGUCGGGUAAUGCAGAGAGCCUCAAGCACCCCACCAUGGACGCCGCUCCCGGGGAUGUUGUGCAGCACUUGGCUGAGCUGGCAGUGAACUGCACUGUGGAGCGCACUGCAAGCCACCCAAACAUGGCGCUCAUUGCCAAGGAGCUGCAGGCUGUCAGGGAUGAGGUGGUGGGGAAAGAGGAAUCUGGCGCUGCCAUCAAGGUGGAUGCAUAG
Closterium sp. Naga37s-1 is the source of this 300-nucleotide messenger RNA. Lineage: Eukaryota; Viridiplantae; Streptophyta; Zygnematophyceae; Desmidiales; Closteriaceae. The record is from the annotation of a GenBank genome assembly.